AUGCCCAGCACAUCCUCAUUUGGUAUAGAAGACGAAGAAGAUACACAAUUCGACUCUCCGGAAGAUGAGAUAGCUCAUUACAGAGACAAGUACAGGCAGGCUAUUGAAAUGCUUUCCGAUACGAGGGCGGAGCUUGAGGAAUUCCAGCAAUCCUCGAAGGAGCUCGAAGAUGAAAUGGAGCAAGAGCUCUCGGCCAACGACAAGCAACAAGCCGACUUGAGAGAAAAGAUCAAGCGACUGGAGCAAGAAAAGGACGAAUGGAAGAACAAACACAUUGCCUUGCAAAAGAUGCACAGUUCUACAACGUCGGCAAUGCAGAGGGAGAUGGACAACCUGAGAGUCGCUGCGUCAUCGCUCCUCGACAUGGAGAGCAGGUAUAACAGAGCGAUAGAAGAAAAGACAUUGCUCGAGCAAGACGUCGCUACCAAAGAUGAGAUGGAGGCUGAGGCACAACGGCUGAAAGACGAGGUUCGAGAUGCAAACGAGGAGAUCAGCAUUCUCAAAGAUCAGCUCGCUAGAGCGAUCUCCACUCCACCAUCCUCCGUUUCCACAGCCUCUCCCACACACGAACCGAUCCGCAAGGUCUCUCGCUCAAGUCUGUCUGAAGACUCGUCUUCCUCUCCUCUACCACCACCCGUCCCCAGCAAGACAGAUUCUACCCACGGAUCCCCCCGACCACGCAUGACCCGCAGCGGCACUCUAUCUUCCAUCCCCGUCCCCAGCCCCUCCACCAAGCGCUUCAGCCACAUCCCCCAAUCCCCCUCCACCACCUCUCUCAGCCGCUCCACGACAUCCCGCAACCUCGCAGCGGCUGCUGGUACGCCCCUGCCCAACUCGCCCGCUGGGCUUACAAGGAGUAGAAGUGGGAUCCCGCAAGCAUCUCCGGCGAGGGUCUCGGUCAUUGCUUCGCAUCAGCAGACAAAGUCGCGAGGGUUCAAGCUUUUGCAUGAUUUGCAGGCGAGGUUGAAGGCGACGGAUGAUAAGCUCGGCGGAGCAAAGGUCCCCAGGAGGAAUGUUUCUGGAACAGGGGCUACAGUGUUCGGGGCGGUAGGAGCAGUAGGAAGACGAGUGACGUCGACUUCGUCGACUGCUACCGCCCGUUCCAAGCAGACCGACAUUGCCCCUGCUACCACUCUCAACAGAUCACAAACCACCCCCCUCGCUCAAGCGUCUGCUCUUCCUCGAACGGGGAGCGUCAUGUCGCCAGGCUGGGUCCUUGUCGGCGAAGGGGAUGAUACCCCCACAGGACCUUGGAGCAUGACUCUUCCCACCGACGAGCCCCAGUCUCCUCUGGACCCUAACUUUAGGAGCACGAGCACAACCAGCUCAAACAGGUCAUUGCCGAUGCGUCCAGGGAUCCCUUCGCCUUUGGCCAGUGGGCUAGCGAGAUCGAGCACUACGAGCGGCAGACUCCCCUCGGGUAGACCGCCCUCGAGAUUGGCACAGAGCACGACCAAGAGGGAUCUGGCUGCGCGUCCUAUGUCGCCAACCCACAUCCCUAUCGCCUCUGCCCGACAGAACUCUCGCCCCAUGUCACCUUCUUUAAUCCCGACUGCUUCCUCCAGACCACUCUCACCAGAGAUGUGGAACCGCUCGGAGUCCCCAGCCUUGGGCUUCUCAGCCCUCGGCCAAUCCACCUCGGCCUCGUCUUCUCGUCUAGGCUCUGACUCUAGCUCCGCGCCCAACAUCGUCGCAAGGCCCCCUUCCCGCUCGGGUUUGAACAAACGCAAUCCCAUCGGCCGUGGGCCCCCACCUACUACAACCUCGCGUCUACACCAUCACCACUCCCGUGGGUCUCUGUCUGCGAUACCGGCAGCGUCCACGGGUAUUGAAAAGGUCGAGCGAGCAAAGAGGCUCGGGAGGCCGAGUUCGAUGGGAGGAGAGAAGCGGUCCGCUGCUGGGGAAAAGGGGUCUGGGGCAAUGGCGGGGAGGCCAAAUGGAGCAAGGCCGUCGAGUGUGCAUACUUUCAAUGGGACGCCACCACCGGUACCGAGGAUACCCAGCUCUAUUCUGCGAGAUAAGGGGAAGAAGAUCUAG
Messenger RNA from Cryptococcus wingfieldii CBS 7118, 2037 nucleotides. RefSeq lists its product as hypothetical. Gene Ontology annotation, biological process: vesicle transport along microtubule; cell migration; microtubule nucleation. Lineage: Eukaryota; Fungi; Basidiomycota; Tremellomycetes; Tremellales; Cryptococcaceae. The transcript has 6 exons. The record is from RefSeq and is a predicted model, not a curated record. The coding region runs from base 1 to 2037 and encodes 678 amino acids. Gene Ontology annotation, cellular component: centrosome; kinetochore; kinesin complex. Gene Ontology annotation, molecular function: microtubule binding.